Molecule: messenger RNA, 3215 nt
Organism: Marmota flaviventris (yellow-bellied marmot)
Lineage: Eukaryota; Metazoa; Chordata; Mammalia; Rodentia; Sciuridae
Gene: Map3k7
Product: mitogen-activated protein kinase kinase kinase 7
Biological process (GO): JNK cascade; protein phosphorylation; immune response
Molecular function (GO): MAP kinase kinase kinase activity; magnesium ion binding; ATP binding
Source: RefSeq, a predicted model, not a curated record
CCCGGCAGCGGAAAACGCUGCGGAGCCGGAGCCGGGACACUGCAGUGGCCGCUGCCUAGUCCACCGCCACGGAUCGCGGGGUGGCAGGGCUGUGCGGCCCCAGGCUGAAGGUCGGCCCGGAGGCGGCUGGGUACGGGUCUCACCCGGAUUGUCCGGGCGGCACCGUCCCCGGCCCUCCCGGGCGCCGCGAGGGAUCAUGUCUACAGCCUCCGCCGCCUCCUCCUCUUCCUCGUCUUCAGCCAGUGAGAUGAUCGAAACCCCUUCCCAGGUUCUUAACUUUGAAGAGAUCGACUACAAGGAAAUCGAGGUGGAAGAGGUUGUUGGAAGAGGAGCAUUUGGAGUAGUUUGCAAAGCUAAGUGGAGAGCAAAAGAUGUUGCUAUUAAACAAAUAGAAAGUGAAUCUGAGAGGAAAGCUUUUAUUGUAGAGCUUCGGCAGUUAUCCCGUGUGAACCAUCCUAAUAUUGUAAAGUUGUAUGGAGCUUGCUUGAAUCCAGUGUGUCUUGUGAUGGAAUAUGCUGAAGGAGGCUCUUUAUAUAAUGUGCUUCAUGGUGCUGAACCAUUGCCAUAUUACACUGCCGCCCAUGCAAUGAGUUGGUGUUUACAGUGUUCCCAAGGAGUGGCUUAUCUACACAGCAUGCAACCCAAAGCUCUAAUUCACAGGGACCUGAAACCUCCAAACUUGCUGCUGGUUGCAGGGGGGACAGUUCUAAAAAUCUGUGAUUUUGGUACAGCCUGUGACAUUCAGACACACAUGACCAAUAACAAGGGAAGUGCUGCUUGGAUGGCACCUGAAGUUUUUGAAGGUAGCAAUUACAGUGAAAAAUGUGACGUCUUCAGCUGGGGUAUUAUUCUUUGGGAAGUGAUAACACGUCGGAAACCUUUUGAUGAGAUUGGUGGCCCAGCUUUCCGAAUUAUGUGGGCUGUUCAUAACGGUACUCGACCACCACUGAUCAAAAAUUUACCUAAGCCCAUUGAAAGCCUGAUGACUCGUUGUUGGUCUAAAGAUCCUUCUCAGCGCCCUUCCAUGGAGGAAAUUGUGAAAAUAAUGACUCACUUGAUGCGGUACUUUCCAGGAGCAGAUGAGCCAUUACAGUAUCCUUGUCAGUAUUCAGAUGAAGGACAGAGCAACUCUGCCACUAGUACAGGCUCAUUCAUGGACAUUGCUUCUACAAAUACUAGUAAUAAAAGUGACACUAAUAUGGAGCAAGUUCCUACUACAAAUGAUACUAUUAAACGCUUAGAAUCAAAAUUAUUGAAAAAUCAAGCAAAGCAACAGAGUGAAUCUGGACGUUUAAGCCUGGGAGCCUCCCGUGGGAGCAGUGUGGAGAGUUUGCCCCCAACCUCCGAGGGCAAGAGGAUGAGUGCUGACAUGUCUGAAAUAGAAGCCAGGAUCGCUGCCACCACAGCCUAUUCCAAGCCCAAACGGGGCCACCGUAAAACCGCUUCAUUUGGCAACAUUCUGGAUGUCCCUGAGAUCGUCAUAUCAGGUAACGGGCAACCAAGACGUAGAUCCAUCCAAGACUUGACUGUUACUGGAACAGAGCCUGGUCAGGUGAGCAGUAGGUCAUCCAGUCCUAGUGUCAGAAUGAUCACUACCUCAGGACCAACCUCAGAAAAGCCAACUCGAAGUCAUCCAUGGACCCCUGAUGAUUCCACAGAUACCAAUGGAUCAGAUAACUCCAUCCCAAUGGCUUAUCUUACACUGGAUCACCAACUACAGCCUCUAGCACCAUGCCCAAACUCCAAAGAAUCCAUGGCAGUGUUUGAACAGCAUUGUAAAAUGGCACAAGAAUAUAUGAAAGUUCAAACAGAAAUUGCAUUGUUAUUACAGAGAAAGCAAGAACUAGUUGCAGAAUUGGACCAGGAUGAAAAGGACCAGCAAAAUACGUCUCGCCUGGUACAGGAACAUAAAAAGCUUUUAGAUGAAAACAAAAGCCUUUCUACUUACUACCAGCAAUGCAAAAAACAACUAGAGGUCAUCAGAAGUCAACAGCAAAAACGACAAGGCACUUCAUGAUUCUCUGAGACUGUUUAAAUUUUAAAAUAUACAAAGAAAAACUUUUUUUUUUUCAAAAAAGAAAAACCCUAUGACAAUUCAUGAGUAUUAGCUUUUUGGCGUGUUCUGAAUGCCACCUGCCUAUAUUUGCUGCAUUUGUUACGUCAUUUAUUUUCUUCUCAUGGUGGAUAUGGAUAUGCAGUUCCACUGUCUCGUUGAAUUUCAUGAUGGCCUCUAUGACUUGGAUAAGCAGCAGUUCUCAGCUUCAGAACAGAUGCAGUGAACUGUGGGUAUAUAUGCAUGCUCAUUGUGUGAAGGGUAGCCGAACAGAACGUGGGUUUUCAAACUAGCUGCUAUGUGCAAACAUCGACCUUUUUUCUAUUUCAGAAGUAGAACCUCGAGAAUGAGUUUGUUCUUAUGUCUCAUCUCAAAAAACUAAUAAUUUUUUCCCAAAAGAUGAUAUACACCAAGUUAAAGACAGGGUAUUAUAAAUUUAGAAUAAUUGGUGGUACAUUACAGAAAUAUAGAACCUUUAGGGUUAGUUUAUGGUAAUGGCUUUGAUGCCACCUUGGAUCAGUACUGAACACAGUUCCAUCUGUAAAAUAUUUAAAGGUAAGUGAUGACUGCUGUAUUAAUGGAAGCAAUUUUGUUAGUUUUCAUCAAACUAAAAAUUGUUCAUGAUACAGUGAACAAAAUGAAGCUCUUUUUUUAAGGCAUAAAAACUUUGAAUUCUGUGUGUAUGUGUGUUGAAACUAUAAAGCUUUUAUGACUCAAACAUUAAUUUCUCGUAAAUGAAAUUAAAGGCAAAACAAUAUGGUCUAGCUUAAAUGAUCAUUCCUUCCUGCAAUGAUUAAUUGGAUUGUUUUACCACAUAUUUUUAAAAGCUAAAGAGAAAAUAGUGGAAAAUGGAAAUAAUUUUGUAAGCUAAAAGGCCUCUACUUAGAUUUCUUUUGAUAACACCAAAUAAGGAAUAAACCAGGAAAAUCAGAAGUUAGUACAGAAGUUAAAAUAGUCAGAAUAAACUCAUCAGGUAUCCUACUUACCUUCAAAAUUGAAAUAAUUGAUUUUCCUUGCAAGCCCAUCUUGGAAUGUCUGCUGCCUUUUCAACACUUCCAAGACAAUUUCAACACUUAUAAAGAGAAUAUUUAUAUUGUUAACAGUAACUUUGCUACCAGCCUUCGAAAUAAGAGUAAUAAAAUGUCAUUGAAGUAAUAAUCUA